AUGUUGACUUCGCGUGUCCCCGUGCUCGACUGGAGUCUGGUUCACUAUGACGUACGCUCGAUCACGUUGAUGCGGCCAUCCCAUUCGCCUCGACAGUGCUCCACAGCAUCGGCGGGAUCGGUGGCUUUGCUCAUGUUCCAGGUGGAUCGACAAGUCUACGCAGAGCUGCAGCGUGUGGCACCUGGGAAUCCAGUCUCUGCCUAUGCGUUAGUCUCCUGGUCAGCCUUUGACAAUGCGCUCGAGGCCUCUGGCGGUACUGCUAGUGUCGAAGCCUACGAAGUUCAGUACGCAGUGUCUGGGUCAGGCGUCUGGCAGUCGCUGGGGGAUUCACUGACCGGAUUUCGCGUCGACUUGGGUGCUCAAGCCACGGAACACGUGCCCAAGCAGCGUAUUUUCACUCGUGCAGACGAUGGCGAGUCCAUCAACGAUGGGUAUUUCAGACUUGGCUUGUCGUAUGAAGGCUCCAGCCCGAGUAUCCUGGGCGGACGAGCUACUGCUGGUGUGGUGACGCCUCCGAUCGCUUUCGACGCCAGUGCAGACGCCAUGAAGACAGCGAUCGAGUCUCUGGAGCAGGUCACACAGGUGCAGGUGGAGAGGAAUGCGCUGGACGCUGAUGGAGCGUUCGAGUGGAUCAUCCCCUUUGAUCUCGUGGCGUACGACGGCGAAGAUCCGCUGCCGUUGCUGUCGCUGUAUACAGAGACAGUGUCAGCUCAGUGGACUGGAGACGGAGACCAAGUAGCUGUUCAGUAUCUGCGCAUGGCUCCGAGUUCUCCUGGUCGACAUCGACGUAUUUGCUCGGAUGAAUGCAGCUACCAAGUCACGGGACUGCAGACUGGUCGAGCCUUCAGCUUCCGUGUUCGAGCGCAGUAUUCGUACGCUAUUGGCUGGAGUUCAUGGAGUGCAAGUAGUGAACCACUGGAGAUCCCAGCGACGCCAGUACCGCGAGCUCCUUCAACCCCCGAGCUACUAGCGGCAACGACUUCUCAUGUCACGAUCUCGUGGCGUAUGCGUCGAGAACUCACGCAGGAAAAUGGCAUCUUCGCUAGGGAAUUCUUCCCCGUCACCAGCUUCCAGGCUCAGCAACAAUGCGACAGUGAGAUCGGCUGGACUACGAUCAGUGAGCGUAUACCGCCGGGGUUUAGUGGCAACAGUGACACCUUUGUAACUGUUGUUGCGUCCUUGGAGCGUCCGCCAGGUUCCACCUGCGAGUUUCGAGUUGCUGCGACGAAUGCCAACGGCCAAGGACCUUUCAGUUUGCCUUCAGCCAAAUUCACAACGUUGCAAACAGCUCCGGGUGCUGUGGCGAACUUACGGGUAGCUCGAGACCCGCUUACUGUGGUCUGGAACACGCCUGAGGUGCUGGGCGGUCAUGCACCGGAAGAGCUAACCUACGAUGUGGAAUACCGCACAACUCUUGGCUCGACGUGGACGCGAUUGCCAGCUGAGCUGGUGGACUGCAGCAGUCGACUCGCCAACAUCUCAAUGACGUCGCUGAAAGGAUACACCACCGACAACGUCAAGGAUUUAACCCUUGGAACACGCCAAGUGGUGAUUGCUGCAGCUCGUCAGCAAUGCGCUAACACACAGGACUGGUACUACGUCCAGUUGACUGGGAACGGCGGCAGUGGCGGCUCUACCAGUGGCGAUGAAGCCAAACCUGGCGAGCACGGAGCUGUUCUUGUCUUUCCAGUCACGUGGUCGGGCGAAAGACUGGCGGAACAUUCCUUCUUCUACACGGGAAGUGUCCAGACCUAUCGAGUUCCAAUUGACCAGUCUGCUCCUCAUCUUGCGCAUCGAAUUGUUGCUCUUGAUGUCUACGCCUGGGGCGCUGGGGGAGCUGGUGCGAGGUCGUCAAACGGAGCUUCAAGCGACUUGAGUAACGGCGGAGGAGGCGCCUUUGCACGUGGAGUUUUCCGUGUCAGUGCCGGUGAUGCUGUGGACAUUUUGGUUGGCGGUGGAGGCCUUCAAGACGGUCGGGGUGGGUUCAACGGCGGUGGAAACGGCGGCACAGGCGAUUUCCCAGGCGGCGGGGGCGGUGGCGCGUCUGAAGUGCGCGUGAAUGGACGAACAGCCGUCGUAGCUGCUGGAGGUGGCGGUGCGGGCUCGACGGAUUACUGUUGUGCCCAUGGAGGAGGCGGCGGUGGCUUGGAUGAAGCAGAGUCUGGUCUUGCACCGGAUGCGACAACGAUCCCACUCGACUCACGUGUGACUGGACAAGCAGCUAGAGACGAAUAUCAUUCCUCGAAUGUACCGGGAGACACGAGAGACUUCGAGGGACUCCCAGCGAGACAUGGACACCUCGACUGGGGCUUUGCUGCGAGUAGUGCAGACUACUCCGUUCUAGCAACUGGAGGCACAGGCGCCACGCCAACAACGGCAGGUGUGGCGGGGACUGCAGGUUCCUAUCGCUAUUCUCUUGAAGGCACGUGUCUGUUGAACCCGCAGACAUCUCUGGUGGACGUCGCCGUGUCUCCGUUGACAGCAUCGCAUUGGCCUUCGAAUGGUCGAAAUGGAAGUGGCGGGAGUGGACAGAGUGGCAAACAAGCGGGUGGAGGCGGAGGUGGAGGGUUCUUCGGUGGCGGAGGAGGAGGCGCAGGUGUUGACGGAGCUGGAGGCGGUGGAGGCAGCAGCUUCGUCUCCUUUAGAGACCUGUUUAAUUCGUCCAAAUCUGGGAUUAGUGACGCUAGUCUGCGAGCACGAGUGAGUGACGAGACCGUAGACAAGCUCCAAGUGACUCCACUGACAUCCUCGAGCGUCAAAGUGAGCUGGAAAGCUCCUCGUUUUGGCUUCUCCCAGCUCGUGGAAGGAUUCGUGAUCGAGAUGGCCAAUCGCUCCGUCAAUGAGGACUUUCGUCUUGUACGUUUGGUCACUCUUUACACCCCCAGUGUGGCGCUCGGUGUCGCGCCAACUGCUCGAUGGACGCAACUUGCGUCUCUGGCCGACAGAGAGAGCCCCAGUAUCGCUGAGAGGAGAGUUCAUGCAGGACGAACGACGUUGCUGACUCCGUUUGAGUUGAUGGCUGUCGGGCGUGGACUCAAGUCUCCUCGACGAGCGUCUCUCGGGUCCAGGACGGCGAUGGCAGCUUCUCGCUUCGAGUCGCAACUGGACGUUCGUUUGAAGCGUCUCGAAGAUCUGAUCGACGGAUGGAGAGCUGUCGCUACUGCAUCUGGAGAGGAUGAGAGCGCUCUUGACGAACAGCGUCCUGUGCCUCGGUACUGGGCUGCUAGCGCCUUUGUUUCCUCACUGCCAGGCAGUAAGGUGCCGCGUGUAUUCCUGUUCGGCGGCCAAGAUGACACGACGCUGCUGGACGAUUUUUGGAGUCUGGAACUGGCUCAGCUAGAUGAGGAUUUCCCUCAAGAUCGUCGAAAGAGUCAACGGAUCAGAGCGUGGGCCAGUAUUGAAAGCUUCAACUUGGAGAGGAUACCCACAUUUGGCGGUGAGCAAGCUGGUACCAGCGAAUUGCGGAUGGGCUAUCCAGUGAGUUGUUAUCAAUUGAGUGGCAUGCAUCCAGUCACUCACGUGAAGGUCGUGCGCAGCUCCAACAAGUUCAAGGCCUACAAGAAGCUCGAGCCCAGCUUGUCCCGGCGGGCAUCUGGCACCGGGUCCGACUACUUGAUUGCUGUCGAGACUCCAGACGAUAUUCAUAUUCAUGUGUCUACACUGUCCUGA
Molecule: messenger RNA, 3669 nt
Organism: Phytophthora infestans T30-4
Lineage: Eukaryota; Oomycota; Peronosporomycetes; Peronosporales; Peronosporaceae
Exons: 5
Coding region: 1-3669 (1222 amino acids)
Molecular function (GO): protein binding
Source: RefSeq, a predicted model, not a curated record